UGAGUACGUGUGUGUAUGUGUGACCAGGCCGUCGCCCGCUCCCAUACGCCGAGGCAGAGAAAACAGUGGGAAUUGGAGAGCUCAGUAGCAUCUGCCAACAGCAUUCACUUCGUGGACAAUUCAUUACUCAAACGAAGUAGUUGUGUGCAUUUGAAUGGGCGUACAAAGUGACAGAAGCCGUGCUGUCGUCUCAUGCUAGCUACGUAACGUUAGUUUAGACUGACAAUGAAACAAAAGCGUGCAAUGUGUCAAGGGGAACGUUCCAAUUAAAGCGUCACAGAAAAUACAAGGACACCAGAGCUGUAAUUUAAGAGGAAAGGUGGAUUUGGGGGAAAGAAGAAUAACCUUUUAUGGUAAUGUGAUUCCACCAGAGGCUUCAUUUGGCAAAGCCUGGUUCCUCCUGAGAAGCUGACGCCAGCCAGUGUCUCUCUCCCCGUCUCUGUGUCUGGAUGAUGUCGCGGCACAACCAGCGCUUCGAGAGGGACUUCCGCGGGGCAUGGGAACGGCGCGAGCGCUGCGCCUCGCUGGCCGCUGCCGUCGGCAACAACAGCAACAACAACGGCGGCGGCUGUAUGACCAACGGCUGCGCGGGAGGCGGAGUCUCGGUGCCCAGUGGCGGCAACAACCGCCCGGGACUCCUUCCCCUGCCCGUCAUCCCGUCUCUGCUGCCCACGCCAGUCACCGUGGCGACCACCACCUCUAGCAGCGAGCUGGCCUGCAAGCGCCUCGUACCGCCCCCCACCACCACAGGCUCCAAGGUGCCAAUGCUGCCUGCGGGGGACGGCCAGGCUCAGGGGCAGGUCCUGGCCACAGGGGUGCGGUGGGGGCAGACGCCCGUCAACCAGUCCACGCCGUGGGAGACAGACGAGCCCCCAGCCAAACAGAUGCGGGAUAAGGACCUCACAGGGUCCCUAUGGCCUCCAGUGGUCACUCAGUCCAGCCUCCUGGCCCACUCCUAUGGGAUGCCCCAGGCGCCAGCCUACAGCCAGUGUGUGACGGUGCAGGCGCCCAUCAUCGGCGUGACCCCCACGCUGCCCAACCCGGUGCCCCCACCUCACCCGCUCAUGAGCGCCCACUACCAGCUGCCCCAGCAGCCGGCCCAGCCCCUGGCCACCAUGGUGCUCAACAUGCACAACCAGCCACUGGGCGUGGCCGGCCUGCCGCCCAUCACCAUGUCCCCCAUGACGGGCGUCUGCCAGGUGGCCCACCCCGUCCACACCGUGGUGGGCAACGGCCACAUGCACAACCCCAUGGUGCCGCCGACGUCCUGCUUGCCCACUGCUGCCGCCACCACCGCCCCUCCGCUGACCAAUGGCCAGGCAGCGCAUCUGCAGCCCCCCGGCCCGGCCAUGCCACCCGUUGUCGCCGCCGCCGCGGCCGAGGGGACUAACGGCCUGCAGAUGCUCAGAACUGUAGGGAUGGGGAAGUAUGAGUUCACCGACCCCUGGCAUCCCAAAGAGAUGUUGAAGGAACUGAACCAGCAGCGGCGAGCGAAAGAGUUUACAGACCUGAAAAUAAUUGUUGAAGGCAAAGAGUUUGAAGUCCACCAAAAUGUUCUAGCUUCCUGCAGCUUAUAUUUCAAGGACAUGGUUAAAAGGUUGUCGGGGGAGAGUCGGAGCGGCGAGAAGCUGCGGCUCAUCAUGAGCAACAUCAGCGCCGACGUGCUGGAGCUGCUGCUGGAGUUCGUGUACACGGGCUCGCUCAUCAUCCACUCGGCCAACGCCAAGACCCUCCUGGAGGCCGCCAACAAGUUCCAGUUCAACACCUUCUGCAAAGUCUGCGUCUCCUUCCUAGAGAAGCAGCUGACGGCCAGUAACUGCCUUGGCGUGCUAGCCAUGGCUGAGGCCAUGCAGUGCACUGAGCUCCACAACAUGGCCAAGGCCUUCGCCCUUCAGAACUUCCCCGAGGUGGCCAGCCAGGAUGAGAUCCUCAGCGUCUCCAAAGAUGACCUGGUCAGCUACAUGUCCAACGACAGCCUCAACACAAAGGCCGAGGAGCUGGUCUACGAGACAGUCAUCAAGUGGAUCAAGAAGGACCCCAGCAGCCGAGUCCAGCACUUGUCGGAGCUGCUGGCCGUGGUCCGCCUGCCCUUCAUCCACCCCAGCUACCUGCUGAACGUGGUGGACAACGAGGAGCUCAUCAAGUCCUCGGAGGCCUGCCGCGACCUGGUCAACGAGGCCAAGCGCUACCACAUGUUGCCGCACGCCCGCCAGGAGAUGCAGACGCCGCGCACCAGGCCCCGGCUGUCCGCAGGUGUUGCAGAGGUGAUUGUGCUGGUAGGGGGUCGGCAGGUCAUUGGCAUGAACCAUCGGUCCCUGACAGCCGUCACUUGCUUCAACCCGCAAAACAACAAGUGGUACCCCCUGGCCAGUCUGCCUUUCUACGACCGCGAGUUCUUCUCCGUCAUUUCAGCAGGGGAUAAUAUCUACCUGUCAGGUGGAAUGGAGUCGGGCGUCCCUCUGUCAGACGUGUGGUGCUACAUGUCCCUGCUCGAUAAUUGGAACCUAGUGUCCAGGAUGACGGUCCCGCGGUGUCGGCACAACAGCGUGGUCUACGACGGCAAGCUCUACACCAUCGGUGGCCUGGGCGGCACGGGGAACCUGGAUAACGUUGAGAGGUACGACACCAUCACAAAUCAGUGGGAGACGGUGUCACCCCUCCCCAAGCCAGUGCACUCAGCGGCGGCCACCGUCUGUGGGGGCAAGAUUUACGUGUUCGGGGGUGUGAACGAGGCCGGCCGCUCGGCGGGGGUACUGCAGUCCUACAUGCCCCAGACCAACACCUGGAGCUUCAUCGAGUCGCCCAUGAUCGAUAACAAAUACGCUCCGGCCGUCACUCUCAAUGGAUUCAUCUUCAUCCUGGGUGGGGCCUACGCCCGGGCCACCACCAUCUACGACCCCGAGAAGGGCAACAUAAAAGCCGGACCCAACAUGAACCACUCCAGGCAGUUCUGCAGCGCCGCUAUCCUAGACGGGAAGAUCUUUGCCACGGGCGGGAUCGUGAGCAGCGAGGGCCCAGCGCUGAGCAACAUGGAGGCCUUUGACCCGUGCGCCAACGCCUGGAAGCUGCAGCAGAGCCUGCCGUGCCCGCUCUUCAGACACGGCUGCGUGGUCAUCAAAAAGUACAUCCAGAGCGGCUGACGCGGGCGAACAUGAGCCCGCUCCCACGCGCCACGCCAUCCCCGGCACUCACUCCAGCACAGCCGCCCCCAGGAUUAGCAGUGGUGACAUUGAUGCCUGGCGUGAACACCCACCACCCUCCACCUCCCCCCGCACCCCACAAACACACACACACACACACACACACACCACUCACACACACUGACAGACUCUCUCUCUCUCUCAAACACACAUGCGGACAUACACACAUGCACACACACACCUCUCCCCUUGUACUUUCUGUCUAAUGCUCCCCCUUCCAGGCCUGCGCGCCACCGCUCCCCCCUCCCCCCCUUCUGCAGACUCUCCUCCUCUCCACAGAAUGUAGAAGUUAAUCUUCACCGUUCAGGGCCAGCAGGGCCAGCGCCGCCGCAAUGUGACAUCGCGUAACCGAUCCCACCUUGUGGCGCUUGAACUAGAUGUUUGUAGUGGCACUAGCCUUAACACUAUCGUUGUCGGGUUGAUUCAAGUAUGCGAGUGUGUGUGUGUGUGUGUGUGUGUGUGUGUGUGUGUGUGUGUGUGUGUGAGAGAGCGCUUGUGUGUGUGUGUGUGUGUGUGUGUGUGUGUGUGUGUGUGUGUGAGAGCGUUUGUGUGUGUGUGUGUGUGUGUGUGUGUGCAUGUGUUUGUGUGUUUUUCCACUGGUCAAGUUACAGCUGGGGGGAUUUUUUUUCUUCCCGCUCUUGCUUAUGUUUUCAUAAGAACAUUUGCACUGAUUUUUCCCUGGUCUGUUUUUGCUGUUGUUGUUGUCAUUGCUUUGUUUUUGUUUAGCAUGUAGACUUGUGAACUGGCUCAGUCUUAGCUCAUCACGCUUUGCUCCUUCACUCUUUAUUUAUUUUUGGUUUGUUUCAUCGCAGAGAUUGUCACAGUAUUUAUGCCGUGAGUAGGACCCGCCAUGCUUGCUCUCUCUCUCUCUCUUCUCAUUUCACGUUUCACCAAGGGAGCUACCUUAUCGAUGUUAGCAAUUACCGUCCAUAGAUUUGUCCACACGCCACUUCUAGGGCAUUCGUUAACCUUCACUUCACCAAUAGGCUCUGUACAAAAAUCAGUGAGGAAAAGUGCACAUAUCUUGAAUGUGAAAGUCAUUCCUUUUUUCGAAAACCCUCGAGUGAUUUACAGUGCUCGUCACAAAGUCAAUACUGCUGCUGCUGUUGAAGAUGGAGCUAAGGCCAGGUUCACGCCAUGUCACGUCACGUCACGUGCCCCGGGGUGACUCUGCCCCUACUCCUGUGACUGUAUGUGCCCGAGGCAUGGAGCAAAAGGGGCGCCUGGAAGCCAACUCAUCCAUACCCGAGGAGCGAGACAGAAGACGGCUGCGAAAUGGACUUUCUGGCGCGAAAAAUAGCCUCUCGACUCGCACUCAUCCAAAGCACAAGACCCGUACCGGCUCCAAGCAGAAGUGUUCCAGUAUGCCUUUUUUUUUUUUUCUUUGUUGCGUUUGUUGCAUCUGUGUUGCUCCUCUUUAAACCCAGAGACCCUGGGGGAUGGGCAACGACGCCGCAGCCUCUGGAGAAGGGACAUUGUUCGACUGAGGCUGCUGGGAUAAUGAGGAAUGGAGUCUCUGUAAAUUAUUGGAAGAAGAAAAUGUUUAUUUUAGGAACUCAAAGUGAUGAUUGUUUUUAGAAAAACAAAUAGUUGCAAAAAUAUCCUGUACCAAAAAAAAAAAAAACAGAGAAAGCUGAUCAUCAGUAGCUGUUAUUGUUUGAUUAAUGAUGGAUUGUCAUUAAUGAAAACAGUGAUGACUGUGCAGAAAUUACAAUUACAGAAUUCAUGGCC
Messenger RNA from Alosa sapidissima (American shad), 4931 nucleotides. RefSeq names its product kelch-like protein 29. Bases 450 to 3140 code for a protein of 896 amino acids. The record is from RefSeq and is a predicted model, not a curated record. Lineage: Eukaryota; Metazoa; Chordata; Actinopteri; Clupeiformes; Clupeidae. The transcript is spliced from 14 exons. Gene Ontology annotation, molecular function: protein binding.